AUGGUGGCCCCACAGCCCUGCGCGCCGCUUGCCUUUGGUGGCCCUGCUUUCACCCACCAUGACUCUGAACAUUGCUUCUUUUGCGACUCUCGGGACCGGGGUGGCCAUGGCAUUGAGAAUGUGAUAUCCCGGAGUGGUCACCGUGGCAACCAGACCUGGUGGCAAGCUGAGAGUGGUAUUGAGAACGUCACCAUCCAGCUAGACCUAGAGGGCACGUUCUACUUCACCCACCUCACCAUGACCUUCAAGACAUUCCGCCCAGCAGCGCUGACCCUCGAGCGUUCGGUGGACCAUGGCCGCUCCUGGCGUGUGUACCGGUACUUUGCCCACAACUGCUCAGGCCUCUUCCCUGGCGUCGCUCGGGCCCCGGGCCACAGUGCCAGCGAUCUCGUGUGUGACCAGCGUUACUCAGACAUUGAGCCUUCCACCGAGGGCAAGGUCAUUUUCCAAGUUCUGGACCCAGCCCUUCUGGUGGAGAACCCACACAACCCCGAGAUUCAGGAGCUCCUGCAUGUGACUAACCUCCGUGUGAACUUCUCCAAACUGCACACCCUGGGUGACAGGCCCCCGGGGGGCCUCAGGGGACACCCCUUCUACUAUUAUGCCCUCUACGAGCUCGUGGCUGAAGGCAGCUGCCUGUGCCACGGCCAUGCCUCUGAGUGCAGACCUGCACCCGGGGCCCCCGCCAGUGCGGAAGGCAUGGUGCAUGGCCUUUGUGUCUGCCGCCAUCACACAGCUGGUACCCACUGUGAGCGCUGCCAGGACCUGUACCAGGACCAUCCAUGGCAUGCAGCAGAGCCUGGGCACCCCCACGCCUGCCGGGAAUGCGAGUGCCAUGGGCAUGCCCGCAGCUGCCACUUUGACAUGGCCCUGUACCUGGCAUCUGGCAAUGUGAGUGGAGGCGUGUGUGAUGCGUGUCAGCACAACACAGCUGGUACCCACUGCGAGCUCUGCCAGCCCUUCUUCCACCGAGACCCUCGGGCAGACCCCCGCUCCUUUCACUCCUGCAAACCCUGCGACUGUGACCCUGUGGGCACCCUGGAAGGCGGCUUGUGUGACGCCCACACCGACGAGACCCGCGGCCUUCUCUCUGGGCAGUGUCGCUGCAAAGCCAACGUCUGGGGCCGGCGCUGUGACUCCUGCCGGCCCGGGCACUAUGGCCUGAGCCUUCCCCUGUCAGAGGGCUGCCAGCCCUGCAGGUGCGACCCCCGGGGCCGGGGCCCUGGCGCGCAGGUCUGCGACCCCUCCAGCGGGGCCUGCCGCUGCAAGCGCUUUGUCUCGGGACGGGACUGCAGCCGUUGUCUGCCCGAGUUCUGGGGUCUGAGCAGUGACUCUCUAGGCUGCAGGCCCUGUGACUGUGAUUUUGGGGGUGCCUACAGCAACAGGUGUUCUGCCCGGGAGGGCCUCUGCCUGUGCCGUCCCCAUCUCCGCGGCCGCCGCUGCCAGGAACCCCAGUCUGGGUACUUCUGCGCUGCCCUCGACCAGGCCGUCACUGAAGCUGAGCUCGGCCAGGGCCUCCAGCCAGCUGACCCUCAGCUGCCUGAGCCCAGGGCCCUGCACCUGGGAGCUGGCCCCCCACUGUGGCCUGGCUCAGGCUUCGCACGCGUGGUCGAUGGGGCCGGCCUCUCUCUGCUGGCUCCCGCCGUGCCUCGUGCCCUGGAGUAUGACAUUGUCCUGCGCUAUGAGGUCCAGGCACCUGAAGACUGGCAGGCGUUAGUCAGGGUCCGCGCCCAGUCUCUGCCCAGCAGCACUCGCUGUGCCCACCCGCUGCCCCCAGAGCAGCUGUUCCAGGCCGCCUUGACCCAUGCACACAGAGCUGUGGUUCUGUCUAGACCUUUCUGCUUUGAGCCGGGCACACGCUACUCCGUGACCCUGCGGCUGUGGCGGACCAAAGGGGUGCGAAGGCCUGAGGAGGGCAUCAUCCUUCUGGAUUCGAUUGUGCUCCUGCCCCGGGUGAGGGAGCUGCCUGGGCUGCGAUUGGUGGACCCCGGGGCCGCAGGGCGCCUGCAGGAGCUCCAGGCCACCGGCUGCCUAGAGGCCGCGAGGACGGGCCGCUCCAGCUCCAUGCCUGCCGCCUGUGCCCGCCUGGCGUGCAGCAUCUCGGCCCUGCUCCACGGGGGCGGCCUCGCAUGUGAGUGCCACCCCCAGGGCUCACUGAGUGCCGAGUGUGCCCUGCUGGGCGGACAGUGCCCCUGCCGUGCUAACGUCACAGGCCGGACCUGUGACCGCUGUGUGCCUGGAACAUACGGCCUGGGCCCCGGCGGCUGCAGAGAGUGCGGCUGCCACUCCGAGGGCGCCACCAGCGCCGCCUGUGACCUGAUGAGCGGGCAGUGCCCCUGCCGGGCCGGCCUGGCUGGUCGCCGCUGUGACCGCUGCCUCCAGGGCCACUGGGGCUUCCCGCGCUGCCAGCCCUGUGCCUGCAAUGGGCACGCUGAGGCGUGCCACCCGCUUACCGGCGCCUGCCAGGCCUGCCUCGGAGCCACGGCAGGCUGGCACUGUGAGAGGUGCCUGGACGGCUACUAUGGAGACCCCGCCCUGGGCUCAGGCCAGCGGUGCCGGCCCUGCCGCUGUCCCGGGCGCCCCGGCUCCGGCUUCUAUCACGGGACGUCCUGCCACGUGGCCAGCACGAGUGGGCGAGUCCUGUGCCUCUGCGGGCCUGGCUAUGCAGGGCCCCGCUGUGACCGCUGCGCCUCUGGCUACUUUGGGCGCCCGUGGCCGGGGGAGGAGCCCGGGAGGAGCCCGUGCCGGCCCUGCCAGUGCAACAACAACAUCGACCCCCGCGAUCCUGCCGCCUGCGACCCGCGCACUGGGCGCUGCCAGCGAUGCCUGCACCACAGCCACGGCCCCGGCUGUGCCCACUGCCGGCCCGGCUUCCACGGCAGUGCCCUGCGCCCCGGGGGCUGCCGGCGCUGCAGCUGUGACCCCCGGGGCACCGUCCCUGCGAGGUGCCCACCUGGGGCCGAGGCCUGCUUCUGCGACCCGGUCAGCGGGCAGUGCCCCUGCCGCCCCCACACUCUGGGGCGGGACUGUAGCCGCUGUGCCCCCCUCUUCUGGAACCUGGGGGGCCCUCGGGGCUGUGAGCCCUGCAGCUGCCAUGCCCAGCACACUCUGCAGCCGGUGUGCCACCCAGUCACGGGUCAGUGCCCCUGCCGGCCAGGAUUUGGGGGCCGCACAUGCUCCCGGUGUGAGGAUGGGUCCUGGGGUGACCCCGAGCAGAAGUGCAGAGCCUGUGCCUGCGACCCACAGGGCUCCCUCUCGCCCAGCUGCGACCCCCACACAGGUGCCUGCCACUGCAGAGAGGGCAUCGCCGGGCCGAGCUGCCAGGCAUGUGCCCGUGGCUCCCGAGGUGCCUUCCCACACUGCUUGCCCUGCCCUCCCUGUUUCACCUCCUGGGACCAGCGCCUGGCUCUGCUCCGCCUGCGGCUGGAGGCUGUGGCCCAGGAGGCGGCUGCCCUUUGCCAGGGGACGCCUGGCUGGGGUGCUAGGGGCCCGGGCGGACCCCAGCAGGCCCUAGAGGGGGUACUCCAUCAGGCACAGACACUCCUGGAAUCUCCUUUACCCACGGCGGGGGCCCUGCGGCAGCUGACAGAGCGCAUAGCUGGACUCAGGACAGAAAUGACUGCACUGGCCCAGACGCUGUGGGCCCCGGGACAAGCUGUGGCCACAAGUGAGCCAUGGCUGAGGAGGCAGUGUGAGCGGCUGGAAGAGCUGUCCCGGGAGCUGGACUGUGUCAAGGGCUUGGCCUGGCCUAGGAGGGCCCCAGGAGUCCCAGAGGCUGAGGCCCAGGCCUCCUCUGCUGCCCUGCUUUCCCAGGAGGCCAUGCGUGGGGCCCAGGUCGUGGCCACACUUGGAGGACCAGACAGCCUCCUGGGACAGGCCCGAGAGGCCCGGCGGUGGACAGAGCGGCUUCUGCGCGGGACGGGCCAGCCUAGGGGCACCGCUGUGUGGGAGCUGGAACUGAAGGGGCUGGUCGACAAGGUCCAGAGGCUGCACCCACAGCUUCUGAGACUCCUGGUCACAGCUGGAGUGGCAUGCAGGGGCCCGGGCCCUGGGCUGGCCUGUGCCCCUGUGCCCUGCGCCGCGCCCCCGUGCCCGGGGACUCUGCCCACCGCCGGGUGGGCUCUGGGCAUCUCCCGCAACACCUCCUCCAGCCUGCACCGCGCAGCCGCAGCCGUGGAGCAGCAUCGGCAGCUGCUGCAGCACAUCCGGGCCACAGCAAGCUCCAUGGGAGUCCAGGCCCGGGAGACGUGGCAUCGUGCAAGGGGUGUCUGGGCUGAGGCCACCCUGGCCCCUGUGCAAGCAACUGUGCAUGCGACCCAGCGUUUCCUCCUGGAUGAAGGCGCGGAUGCUGCGAGUGUGGAGCUGGCGGCACGGCGAGGGCUGGCGGUGCCCCGCCCCCAGGGUGGGGCAGCGGGCAUCGCCCUCCUGCUGGCUCAGGUCCAGAGGGCCCUCCCUGCCCCGGGCGCUGGAGGGCAGGAGCUGCCCGAGGCUGACCGUGUCCUGCACCGGGCCCAGCAGAGCAGGGGCGGUACAGCCCGGGCCCAGGGCCGAGCGCUGCACGUCCAGGGGGUGCUGGCUGAGGCGGGAGCUCACACCAGGGCUGCGGAGCAAGGGCUGCAGGUGGCCAGACAGACACUUGGAGGCCUGGAGGCCAGUGUACAGGAGGUGGCAGGGCGCCUGGCCCAGAUGACACUGGCAUCAGGUGUGACCCCGGACCUGGGGCUUCUGUCCAGUGCAGCAGUGGCUCUCAGGACCCGAGUGGCCCUGUGCCAGCGGCAGGCCCAGGAGGCAGAAGAGCGGGCAGCGCAUGCCCUGGGCUUGGCUGGGGGCCUGGGCAAGGAGCUGCAGGUGGCCCGGGCAGGUGUGGUGGAGCUGCAGGAGGGCACGCACAGCCUGAUGGCCGCAGUGCGGGACGCAGGGGAGAGGGUGCAGCGGACACGAGCUGAGGCCCAGGAGCUGCUGAAGUGGGUGCGGGACCGCUGGAGCCGCCUGGAGGGGCUGGAGCGCCGCCUGGUGCAGAAUGAGCAGACCCUGGGCAAGAAGGUGGCCAAGAUGCGGGCCCUGGAGCAGCGGGCAGCAGCGCUGCUGAAGCACCUGCAGCUGCGGGCCGCCGCCUACGCCACCUGCUGACCCUCUGUGGGCACCAAGAAGAGGGGCUCUGGGCCUGCCUGGGUGACUCAGGACCCAGGCAUCUCCUGACCUUAAGGGACUGCAGACACCACUGGGUGACCCUCAUGUGACACCCUGUGUCCUCCAGCGGCCCUCUGCCCCGGAGAAAGCUGGGAGAUCAUGUGAAAUCCCCGAGGCCAUCGAGGCCCCUGACCCUGACAGAUCCUCGUUUCCGAGGGAUGGAAAAUUCGCAGUCACCUUAGUAUCCCAGCCCCCAGGUUGACUCGGGGCCUGCAGGGAGAUGGGAGACCCCUGCUCCAGAUUGACUGGCCUCCUUGGAAAGCCUGGGGGUCCCCCUGGAGAACCCCAGCUUUCUUUCCUGGGUCCCCAGCUCCGGGUGUUUUCCCCGGCCUCUGCCCCCCCUCCCCCCCCAA
Molecule: messenger RNA, 5543 nt
Organism: Eptesicus fuscus (big brown bat)
Lineage: Eukaryota; Metazoa; Chordata; Mammalia; Chiroptera; Vespertilionidae
Product: laminin subunit beta-2-like
Exons: 32
Coding region: 1-5130 (1709 amino acids)
Source: RefSeq, a predicted model, not a curated record